Xylona heveae TC161 is the source of this 2954-nucleotide messenger RNA. RefSeq names its product glycoside hydrolase family 17 protein. The record is from RefSeq and is a predicted model, not a curated record. Gene Ontology annotation, molecular function: 1,3-beta-glucanosyltransferase activity; glucan endo-1,3-beta-D-glucosidase activity. Gene Ontology annotation, cellular component: cell surface; extracellular region; fungal-type cell wall. The transcript has 2 exons. Lineage: Eukaryota; Fungi; Ascomycota; Xylonomycetes; Xylonales; Xylonaceae. The coding region runs from base 481 to 2787 and encodes 768 amino acids. Gene Ontology annotation, biological process: cell wall organization; carbohydrate metabolic process.
CUGAUAAAGUUUUUCCAUAAAAUAUCCAUUCCGGGAUCUGUUUCGAUAAAGGAGGCAAUUUACGAGUUUCGACGAUAGUAACGACAAGCACGAACUUUACGACUUGGGCAGUUACGCAUCGCUACGCAUCUACGAAUUUGAUAUUCUCUUGUCCGAAGAGAAUUAUAUUUUGAAUUAUCUUUUUUCCUUCACCUUGUUCAAAGCCGACAGUCUUUGGAGAUACCGCUGUACCUGCAGCCAGUUUCGCCAAUUACUACACCUCGUAUAAACCUUCGUUACCUGGUACGCCAUUCCUUUCAGACAGUGAACGCGUGACCGGCUACAAACGAAUGGCCAGGAACACUCGAUUUGUUUUUUGGUCGGCCUGAUGCCUGAACCCGGGACGGCGCACUGCAACCCGUGAAGCUGACCACGUCUCGUAUAGGGAAUUGCUGCGCCACCUUUUUUUUUGGCGCUUGAUAUACAAAACCGCUCCGGACCAUGUCUCUCAACACAUAUAGAAGACACAAUUUUGACGACAAGUCUGGAUCUGAAGAUUUUUCUCAUUUUGGAAACCGUGGAGAGGAACAAAUCGACUACGCAACUCACGGCAAUCGAGAUCGACAGGGUCCUGAGAGAGGAUACAACGACUCUCCUCUUCCCAUAUUAACCAAUCCCCCACGAGAUCGUUCAUCCAGUCCGCCCUUGCCGCCAACCCAUCAGACAUAUCCAACGGUUCCUCUAUCAAAUCCCUAUAAUCUCUCAGCAAGAGCGAGCAACCAUAGUGCAAGCCUCGGGUUACCACCCGGCCUGGCGCGGAACACGAAUUAUACCAGUCAAUUUCAAUCCGACAUACCACCCCCGCCACCACCACAUCGGUCAGGCCGGCCUGUAUCAAACAUUGCUUCUGAUGUUACGGACCUUCCCAAACUAGCGAGAGGAUUGUCGUAUUCUAACUCGACCAGAUCUAAGUGGACCAUUACCCCAGGCAUGGACAACUUGGGAGAAGGCGCUCCAGGUGGAGGAAUCAAUGGGGUCGCAAUAGGAGUCGCAAACUCACACCAACGCGAAAGCGGAUUGCAAGCGUUACGAGCCAUGGAAAGUGAUUCUUCGUUGGGCCGACAUGGACCUGCUGAGAGGUACGAUCAUGGAGGGUUUGCGGACGAGGAUCAUUUCACGUCAGCCUUACCGCCAGACCGACCAGACUAUAAUAUGCAGCGCAUGUCCUACUCAUCAGCAGACCCUCUCCAGGCGAAUAUGCCUCCACCAGCCCUUUCGACGCCCCCACGGAAGCCAGUAGGCUCAGGGAUCUCGCCUGGAAUGUACGUUGACGAUCUUUAUGGGCAGAGUCCGGAAGUAUGGGAUCCAAGGUCACGCAGAUCCGACCCAUCAGCGCUGGAUCCAAACGACAUUGCUGAUGAUGGGGAUGAUGGUUUCAUGACACCACAGCCCGCUAAACGAUCUAUGCUGGGACAGGAUCGACGGUUUUCCAAAGGGCCAAGCCAAACUACCACAGCAGCUGCCGGUGCUGGCGCCGGCGCCGGCGUAAUAGGCACAGUAUCAGGUCUACUUGGGCAAAACGGAACACGAUCCCAAAGCCAGCAGUAUGGCAUUGUUCCCGGGAAUGCGGAAGAAAUGCGUCGCGAUCCUGAAAAAAGCGAGUGGCUAAAUCAAGAGACGUCUGGUAAUAAGCGAUUAAAAUGGAUCGUUGGUAUUCUUCUUGCCCUCAUCAUCAUCGGAGCGAUCGUAGGCGGUGUCGUUGGCGGGAUUCUUGGGAGAAAGCACAACUCAUCCUCAUCAUCAUCUUCCUCCUCUGGCGACAAAGACACGAGCGAAGAUCUCUCGCUAACCUCGAGCGAGAUCCAAAAACUGCUCAACAACCAAAACCUCCACAAAGUGUUUCCCGGAAUGGACUACACCCCGCUCAACGCACAAUACCCUGGCUGUCUCACCAACCGGCCGAGCCAGAACAACGUCACCCGCGACGUGGCCGUGCUCUCUCAACUCACCAACGCCAUCCGUUUGUAUGGCACAGACUGCAACCAAACGGAAAUGGUCUUGCACGCAUUCGACCGGCUCAACCUCAACAAGACCAUGAAAAUCUGGCUGGGCGUAUGGCAAGACAACAACGCCACUACCAACGAGCGGCAACUUUCUCAAAUGUACGACGUUCUCGACAAGUACGGCUCCGACCCUUUUGCGGGCCUCAUUGUCGGCAACGAAGUCCUCUUCCGGAAAGACAUGACAGCCACUCAGCUCGGCAGUGUGCUCGACGAUGUGCGCUCGAAUCUCACUUCAAAACACAUAUCGGACCUCCCACUCGCCACGUCCGAUUUGGGCGAUAACUGGACCUCGGACCUCGUGCCCAAAGUCGACAUCGUCAUGGCCAAUGUCCAUCCCUUUUUCGCCGGCGUCACUGCCGCAGCGGCCGCAGGUUGGACGUGGGAGUUCUGGACCGGCCACGAUGUCGCUCUCACCCAGGGCUUGACGGGCAAAAAGAAUGUCAUUAGCGAAGUCGGAUGGCCCAGUGCCGGCGGCAAUGACUGCGGCGAGAGUACAUGCCAGACCAGCACGGAUGGAAGCGUCGCCGGGAUUGAUGAGUUGAAUACGUUCAUGGACAGCUGGGUCUGUCAAAGCUUGACUAAUGGGACGGAAUACUUUUGGUUCGAAGCCUUUGACGAGCCGUGGAAGGCAAUAUACAACACCAAGACCGAAAAAUGGGAAGACAAAUGGGGCCUCAUGGACGCCAAUCGCAAUUUGAAAUCUGGCGUCACCAUUCCAGAUUGUAACGGCAAGACUGUAGAUUAAGUAGACUAUAUCUUUUCCUCUAUAUUUUCUCUUUUCCCCCCUUUUCCUUUUUUCCUUUUUUUCCUUGGUUGUUUUCCCUUUGAGAUGGGGCGGAUAGGUCUUUUCUUUUAUUUAUUUAUUUAUCUUUGUAUUGGCUUUUUUUUUUUUUUUUUUUUAUAUCCCUUGUG